GUUGUAUAGCACUUUUUAUUUUGUCCCAGUCGCAAAACUUUUAUCAUCAUUAAAAAAAAAAAAGCCUGAGCUUUGUUGAUUAUUAUUCGAAAUAGAAAAAGAACCAUCGGAGAGAUGGAGUACUGUAGUACAACUCCACCGGAGCUCCCGCCGGAACUGUGGCUGGAAAUCCUAUCAUACAUUCCCACCAAGCCACUGAUGCGAUUCAAGUCCGUGUCCCGACUUUGGCUAUCAAUUAUUUUUGAUCCGGCCUUGGCCAGAUUGCAUUGCCGCCGGCCUGGCUCUUUUAAAGGGCUUCUUAUCUCGAACGCGUUUGGAUUUGGGAGAGGGAACUUGGAAUUUUGUUAUGUGAAUCUGGAUGAUCAAGUCAAACAAAUUUCCCGUCACCACGAAGUCGGCCAAAGCCUUCAGCUCAAAUGCACCUAUCCGGUCAACGGUUUGGUGUGUUUCUAUGAACCCGGCAGCCGUGGUAAUUCCUACUUGCACAAUGUUGCCACUCAGGAAACCCUCCAACUUCCGACGACUAAAUCUCCGGCUUUUAUCCUCCGUCUCGGUUUUGACCCGGUUACCAAGCUUUACAAGCUGUUGAAGAUGUCCAUAGACCACCAUGGCGAGUACAUUAAGGAUUGCGAGAUUCUAACUUUUGGAGAAGGCCAAGGGUCUGUACUCCCGUCGCCCGAGUGGAGAAGCAUUGAUUCUCCGUCUCCACCAACGGAGGUGGAGUUUUUCAACACGAGCGUGUGUUACGAUGGGGUUAUAUACGGGGAGAGGUGGGGAGGAAGUGAUGCAAUCUGUGGUUUCCAUCUCUCGAAAGAGAUGUUUUUCAGUUUUCCAAAGCCAGAAAGUUGCGAGGAAUAUGAGAGGUCUAGGUUAUUGCACUUUGGACCCGGUUUGACUCUAUCAACUUACAGCUAUACAGUUGUUAAAGCGCAAUGUAAGGUAAUCUCUUGUCACGGGGACCUAUCUCCCGAGGUGUCGAGUGAGCUGAAGUUUGAGUUCCAACUGAUGAUCGGGGAUAAAUAUCUAACUGUCGUUGGUAUACUUCCUGAUGGAAAGAUUGUGUCGUGCGGGGAUCUCGACGACAAUUCAGAGCAGAUGAUGAUUUUAUAUGUAUAUGAUCCAUCCCGGAAGAAAACUGAAAAUUUCCAACUUGAUUCCGCGUCAUUACCCAGGCCGUCCUCGUCGUCAUCAAUCUUCGAUUCAUUGCGGUUGUAUUUUCAAGAGAACAUUGUCUCGUUGAGGUGUUUGAUUCCACAUUAA
Messenger RNA from Oldenlandia corymbosa var. corymbosa, 1260 nucleotides. The record is from the annotation of a GenBank genome assembly. NCBI's taxonomy places the organism in Eukaryota, Viridiplantae, Streptophyta, Magnoliopsida, Gentianales, Rubiaceae.